CGGAGUGGGGCGGGGCUGAGCUAGAGAUGGGGCGCCGAGGCGCUGGGAGCCGACCGUGAGCUCAUCUUUCGUAGGGAGAGCUGAGUUCUGGGGGCGCCAGAGCGGAGGCGGAGACGCAGACUUGAAGGCGGGCUGAGUGGGCGGAAGAGAGCCUUGGCUGAGACAUGGCCACCAGUCACCCAACAGGACACGUGCAACUGCCCCGAGCGGAUGCCAUUCGUUCACGUCUCAUUGAUACUUUCUCUCUCAUCGAGCAUCUGCAAGGCUUGAGCCAAGCUGUGCCACGACACACUAUCCGAGAGAUAGUUGAUCCUUCCCGUCAAAAGAAGGUUAUGUUGGGAGAUCAACACCAGCUGGUGCGAUUCUCCAUAAAGCCUCGACAUACAGAACAAAUUACACAUGGCCGGAGGCUGAUGAGCAGGCUUCGAGUGCGCUGCAGUCAGAGGCCACCUCUUUCCUUGUGGGCUGGAUGGGUCCUUGAGUGUCCUCUCUUCACAAACUUCAUCAUCUUUCUCAUCUUUUUGAAUACGAUUGUACUGAUGGUUGAAAUAGAAUUGCUUGAAUCCUCAAACGCCAAAUUGUGGUCACUCAAGCUGACUCUGGAGGUGGCAGCUUGGUUCAUCUUGCUUAUUUUCAUCUUGGAGAUCCUUCUUAUGUGGAUAUCCAGCUUUUUCCUCUUCUGGAAGAAUGCCUGGAAUGUCUUUGACUUUGUUGUCACCAUAUUGUCCCUGCUUCCGGAGGUUGUGGUGCUGGUGGGGGUAACAGGCCAGUCUGUGUGGCUCCAGUUGCUGAGGAUCUGCCGGGUGCUAAGGUCUCUCAAACUCUUUGCAAGAUUCCGUCAAAUUCGAGUCAUUAUUUUGGCCCUGGUGAGGGCUCUCAAGAGCAUGACCUUCCUCCUGAUGUUGCUGCUCAUCUUCUUCUACAUUUUUGCUGUGACUGGUGUCUACUUCUUUGAGGAUUACACCCGUUCUACUCGCCAGGACCUGGAGUACCCCAUGUUCUUCUCGGACCUGCUGAAUUCCCUCGUGACAGUAUUCAUCCUCUUCACCAUGGAUCAUUGGUAUGCACUGCUUCAGGAUAUCUGGAAGGUUCCUGAAGUUAGCCGUGCCUUCAGCAGCAUCUAUGUCAUCCUUUGGUUGUUACUUGGUUCCAUUAUCUUUCGAAACAUUAUAGUAGCCAUGAUGGUUACUAACUUCCAGAAUAUCAGGAAUGAGCUGAACGAGGAGAUCACACAUCUGGAGGUUCAGCAUAAAGCUGACAUAUUCAAGCGGCAGAUUAUCCAAAGGAGACAAAAUCUGUCCCCUGAGGUAAUGAGGUCAAGCAUAAGCAAAGUGGAUACCAGAGAUCCCAAUCAACGAAGGGAAUCUUUGGUCUUACCAGCAACUUUUGAAGAGUCUAAACACAGUGCUGAUGAAGAGGGUUCAAGAACAUCUGCACUGAAAAUAGAAGAGUCUUUGUCAAAAGCGAAAAAGUCCCCAUCUUCCUCCUCCUCCUCUUCUUCCUCCUCAUCUUCAUCUUCCUAUUAUUCCUCCUCUUCUGAAUCCAGAUAUCUAGACCCCAUCGGUCAGUUGGACUGGGAGACUCAUGUGCACCAGAAUCUGCCUGGACUAAUGGAAAUGGAUCAGGAUGACCGCGUUGUUUGGCCCAGAGAUUCACUCUUCCGAUAUUUUGAGUUGCUAGAAAAGCUUCAGUAUAACUUAGAGGAGCGUAAGCGGUUGCAGCAGUUUGCAGGUAUGGAUUUAGGGCAGUCAUGGGGACCAGGGGUUAAGUACAUUGGAGUAGCAUAAUGGAAUAGCAUAUAACUGGAGAGAAGGAGAAGGGUGUCCACUAUUUCAGCAUUUCAGCCUGUGAAUUUCCACCUCACGCUUAAAAAUGUGAUUCCUUGGUUUGGUAUGCCACAUUCUUAUGUCCUGAUUUUUUAUAAUCUAGAGAGAACCUGAAGCUUUGCUUCUCCAAUAGGGAAAACCUAAAUGCUUUGAGGUCUGAGAGUUUGUUUCCCAAUUGCAGUUGUUGGAUGUUAGGAUAAUGUGGGCUCUUGCUCCUUUUGUGCAGUCCACUCCCUUUUGGACCUGUUUCUGCUCUCUCAAGGGCAUAUUUUAGACCUAAGUGGUAGGGCCUCAACCUCAAAUUGGGUAGCAAUGGGGAUUAGACAGUGAGCAGAGAGCUCACAAGUGCCCACUGCUCCUAGCUCCCAAAAGAGGUUUAUGAAUUAAACAUUUUUCUUCCUAUCAGCCCCUUUUAGUGUCAGCCUAGGCAAAGAGAAGUAUGUACAUUAUUUAAAUAGUAGAGUUAAUUUAAGUGGAAAACUACUUGCUCAAAAUUCUUUCCCCUAAAUUUCACCACUGAGAGAUGAAUUGGGGUUAAUAAAUUCUCCCUCUAAAAAUACAAAAACUGGAAAAGUUAGGG
Molecule: messenger RNA, 2406 nt
Organism: Lontra canadensis (Northern American river otter)
Lineage: Eukaryota; Metazoa; Chordata; Mammalia; Carnivora; Mustelidae
Gene: CATSPER2
Product: cation channel sperm associated 2
Exons: 12
Coding region: 165-1787 (540 amino acids)
Biological process (GO): sperm capacitation; flagellated sperm motility; transmembrane transport
Cellular component (GO): membrane; CatSper complex
Molecular function (GO): calcium-activated cation channel activity
Source: RefSeq, a predicted model, not a curated record